CGGUGGUGCGCGGGGGAGCCGCACCGAGCUGUCGCGUCCUUUCCCUGGCUGGCCGGCCGGCGAAGAAGGCACCUGGGCGGGCGGCAGCACCCGCAGGGGUGGAGCAUUUAGGUCCUAGGCAACCUGGACAGCUGUAGGCUGGACUGACCAGUUUGGGAACUGCUGUUGAAAAACCCUUGACUUGUCAGCUGGGCCCUCCACACUCCACGUCAAAGAAAAACAAGUACUUGCAUGAUUCUGGUUACACCACAUUUUCUGUCUACAAACUGUUGUGUCUUGGCAAGGUGAUGAAGACAAGUAAUUUCCAGAAUUUGGGCUGAAGGAUUAAGUCUUUGCAUCUCUGUGAAGAGAGUUGUGGUGGGAUUCUCACAUAGACCUUUGGGUCUUGAGUGGAAGAGAUCAAUGGUAUCACAGGUGGCAAAGAAAACACUGGAUUUUUUUCUCCAAGUGAGUCCUGUAAGACUGCUGAUUUAGAGCUCUGGAGUGUGGAUGAUUACCUCGCCCCAGGGACAUGAAACCUUUUGGGAAGGCUUUCAAGACAAAGAGCUAGUAGACUGCUCUGAAGUUGAUACAAGCUUCUCUGAGAAAACCAGCAGAGCCUGGACGACCCGCGAUAGGGAGCAACUGUUUUCAGAUACCUGCAUUAAAUCUCAGCGGUGUUUUUCUGCCAGCUGCUGCAGAGCAGAAGAUUAGCAGACAUGUCCAUAGCACUCAAGCAAGUCUUUAAUAAAGAUAAGACUUUCCGCCCAAAACGCAAGUUUGAACCUGGAACCCAAAGGUUUGAACUCCACAAACGAGCUCAGGCCUCUCUGAACUCAGGUGUGGACUUGAAAGCGGCUGUGCAGUUGCCCAGCGGAGAAGACCAAAAUGACUGGGUGGCGGUCCAUGUUGUUGACUUCUUCAAUAGGAUCAACCUCAUUUAUGGAACUAUCUGUGAAUUCUGCACAGAGAGGACCUGCCCAGUGAUGUCUGGAGGCCCUAAGUAUGAGUACCGAUGGCAGGACGAUAUGAAGUACAAGAAGCCCACAGCACUGCCAGCACCCCAGUAUAUGAAUCUUCUCAUGGACUGGAUUGAGGUGCAAAUCAACAAUGAGGAUAUAUUUCCUACAAGUGUAGGUGUUCCCUUUCCAAAGAACUUCCUUCAGAUCUGCAAGAAGAUACUCUGCCGGCUUUUUCGGGUGUUUGUUCACGUCUACAUCCAUCACUUUGACCGUAUCAUCCUUAUGGGGGCUGAGGCCCACGUCAAUACCUGUUACAAGCAUUUUUAUUACUUUGUGACAGAGCUCAACCUCAUAGACCGCAAAGAACUAGAGCCUUUGAAAGAGAUGACAACCAGGAUGUGUCACUAAAAAGCUAUCCACUGAAGAAAAGCAAGGUCCAAUUUCCUUCUUACUGCAGAGUUCAAGAACGUUGACAGCCCCCAUGGACUGAGCCUGCUUGUUAAUCCAUGAAAGCAGGAAAGUUGGGAACCAAAGUUACUUUCACACACGCUUCCCACCACUGUCAGUGUUCUUAACACUGAAUAUGCUGCUAGGAAGCUCAUCUGAGCGACAUGGAUUAUUGAGGCAAAGAAGAAUCAAUUUCAUAUUAGUUCUAGCUCCUUCAUUAGGGACAAGAACCUCUUCAGCCAUGAAUGAUGACAGACUGUGCUCCUGCUGCUAAAGCUUUACUGAAAUUCAGGUCCCUGGGCUGACCUCCAGAUUAGUUGUUUUGAAACGAAACUGUAUUGUUAGCUGCAAUGUUGUUUUCUUUUUCUUUUGUUUCUUGGUAUGUGCUUUGUUUUGUAAGUGCAGCAGAAUAUUAAGAUGGUCUGGAAUCGCAGAAGACUUUUAGUCUUUAAUGCCCCCCCACCCUUCACCAGGCCACCUAAGGCUUGGCCACCAUUCCCAAAUGCCAGCAAGCCUUGUGUUUCCAGGAACACAGCCCUGUCCUUCAGUUGAUCAGGCAGUUUGUGCUUCAUUGUGGCUCAUAAUUGGGUGACAGUGGGACAGCCUGAUCUCAAUUAGAUGAGUAGGAAUCCAGAUAUAGCUCUGCAGUGUUGAAGUCUUCCCUUUGAAUUCAUACUGUGACUGACAGCAAAUCUGCUCAGUAGCUCUACGUUACAUAAAAAAGCAGCUAUAGUCAGCAUUUUCCUGAAGUACUCUCUGAAGUACACCAAUCUGUCAUGUAACUUGAUAUCCUCCCAUCCUCUUAGAUAAAAGGAUCCCUCUCAUUCACCUUAAAGUUUCAUCUUUUCAGGGAAGAAGAAAUUUAACUUUAAUAACUGGGAGGAAUAUACAGUACAGGUGAGUAAUAUAAAGGUUAGAGCAGGAGGGACUAAGUGAAGGUCUCAGUUGCAUCUAAACAGUGUCCAGCAGUGUGGCUUGCUUUCUACACUGGACUAACACAAAAUUUUUUUCCAGUACUCAGUCCAAUUUAACACAUGUAUGGACAGCUUGGAAGGAUCCAUUGCAGUAAAUCAAGUCUUCUAUGCCAAAUAUGUCCUGCUAAGAGGCUUUCUUCUACAAAGAAAACUAAAGCAAUAGUUAACAGAGAGAUCACAAGAGAGAUACAGCUGAAUAAAUGGGAGUCAAGUGGAAUACAGCUAUAUAUUCUGUGCCUUCUAAUGAAUUUUGCACCCUUGUAUUAUUGUGAAAGAUUACUCCUUCCUGAGUAAGUGCUGAACCCCAUUGCUGCCUUCUCAAGUGAGUUAGGUAUGUUUACAUCUUCUGAGACAGUAUCAGAAGCAAAUCUCAUAGAGUAUCCAGUGAUUGGAACAUUCAAAAUAGAGGGGUGGCAGACACUAAAGAAUAACAGCAAACCUUUUCUAGCUCAUGUGGUGGUACAUUCUGGUUUGCUUGCCUGCUGCUUAAAAUAGGGCUUGUAAAUGUUAGUGAUCAUGUCCUUGCUGGGACAAAGGGCUUUUGUCUGUGAACAUUCAGUGUAACUUGUGGAGGCUUUUCUGCAUCUUUAGAAUUAUGCAAGCAGCAUUAUCCUUUGCUUUCAAGGGGGUGGGCUGAAGUGUUCCUACCUCCUUCGGUGGUCUUUGCAAUCACGUUAAUUCUUUGGGGAUUGGAAUGCACACACAGAUAAUUUCUGGCCUGCUAGCACUUUUGCAGGAUAUAACUAGCUUGUGGAAUUCAUUGCCACAGCUAAUGCUGAGCUUAGUUGCCUUAUUUUAAAGAAGAUGAGAAAUGUUACAUCUUUGGAAGAAGGUACAUGGUACAUGUGGAUCACAACUGCCUGGAAUUACAACAUCAAUUGCAUACAAAAGGGUUUCUUGUACUCCUCCAAAGGGACUGGGCUGUUGCACUCUUGGAGAUGGAGCUGUAGCCGAUACAGUGCUCUUGAAUUUCACUGCGGUCAGUUGCCAUUUGGGCGGUACUGCAGUGCUAUAUUUUAAAGAUUAACAUGAAGAUGCAAAUGCGUGGAAUUUUGUGCAUAAAGAUCAAAGUCACUACAUAUAUUGAAAAACAUGGUAUUUUAUGCAUAAAAUAAUUUAUUCUUCAUUUUAUUACACUACUUACCAUACGCUGUUUAAGUCUAUUCACUGUAGCUCAGUCUGAAGAUGAAGAAUUUGUUCCCAUUUACUUUGAAUUAUUUUUGAAUAACCUUUUUGUGAAUGCAAAACUUACCUGUUGGAGUAUUUUCCUUUCUCUAAAACUGUUUUUCAUAAACUCUUGUGUUUCCUUUUCUAGUACAGCACACUGUAUGAAGCAAAGGAGGGAAAUGCAGAGUUGAAACCUAGAGGUUUUGUGUUUGACCUGGCCACAAUUCCUGUAAUGGGAAAAACCUAUUACAACCCAGGAGCUGCACCAGCCACAAAGAAGUGCAAAAUGUACUUGGUUUGGUUGCUUAUUCUGCUGGGAAGAACAUGGAAUUUGCUAGGUGAUGAAAUAAACUUCGUCCAAAUGGCAGGGCUUGGCCUUCAGCUGAGUAUCUCGCAACAGGUACUCUUGCUUCCACUGCAGAGGUAUUCAGCCACGGCCCAGCUAUCUCAGGCCAUGGGCCAUUUCUCCUUUUCCUGUGCCUGGUAUUUGAUAUCCCAAUAAGAAUGAUGUCUGGAAUGUGGCAUCACUACAUCAAAGUGUCGUAUUAUCCUUUCCCAUAGGAGAGGGGCAGCGUCCUCUUGGAUCUUGUGCUCAAGGAUUCCAGCUUCAUCAGUAAUUUGCUUGGGGUCACAUCUGGACAGAAUCAUGGGUUUGUUGUUAAUUGAGGGUCCUGGUUUAUGUGAUUCCUCAGGAUAUGUAAUGAGAACUGAGUUUAAACAUGAUUGUAUGCAGAGGCGCCCUUUUCACCUACUGAGAAAAACUUUCUACCUGAUCUUACCAAUUAUGUGUGUUCCUCAUCAUUCCAGCAUUUCAUAUGGUUCUGGGAUUUGGCGGGGAAGGGGUUGUUUGGGUUUGUUGUUUUGGGUUUUUUUAAUCACCUUUCUAGUCUUUCAAUCAGGUCUUGUUUUUCUUGCCUAAAACCCAAUUUUUUUUAGUCUGCUACUUAUCUUAAGAGAUGCUGUUAAGUGUUAAGCUUCAAGGCACUAUGAGAUGGAUCACUUCAGCUGACUGAGACCACAGGCACCUUUACUUCAGGGUGUGAAAGGAUCCUGUGAUACCAAAAUUGCCUUCAGCGAUUAAAGACUUAAUAGCUUUCAUUUCUCUCUAAUAAGUGAUUUUGUAAUGAACUUCUACUUUGUGUGAACAUAGACUAGUGCCGCUGUAGUGACAAAUGUAACAUGAAACAAAUCUUAACAUAACCUCCCUUAGGUUUUAUGAAGGGUCUAUCAGGGUCUAUCAAAGGGGGUUUUUUUACUGAUACACAGGAGUGAAAUCGAUGAUUUCCAUCAGAUUUGAGAGAAGUUGGGUACUUAGGAAAACUUGAGUUUUCUCCAAGCACUCAAGCUCUACGCAGCAAAACUUACACCAGACAAGGUAUUUGAUUCUCCUGACCAAUGGAUUCAUUAAGAACAAGGCAGGGAAAGGGGAAGAAAACAGUUAACGUGUAACUCUCUGGGGACCUACAGACAGCUACCCAAGACGUGCAGAAACCUAAGGGGUGAACGUUGUCCCAGUGAUCACGUGCAGGAAAACUCACUGGGCCUCUCUGGAGAGGACACAGAGAACGGUACCCUUGGGGAGCCACUGUUACCAAGUCUCUAUUAACAAUAGACUAAAAUGGUCUUUUAGCACCUUUGUACUUUGGGCUGAAUAAAUUACCAAUUCUGGAGCCCUCUCACAAAAAGCCAUUCCUUCCUUUUGCUUUUUACCUUUUCUGCAUGUUCUUCAGGUUUCUUACAUUUUCUGGAAGUGAAGUCUCAGAGCUGGCCUUCUGCCUUUUGAUCUUCUUUACGCUUUCCCAAGGACAAUGUUCUUGCAAAAAGUAGCUUUUUCACCUCUCUCUCUGCCUCCAGAAAGGAUACCUCUCAACUACACCCUCUGAGGAGAGACCUCCAAGGGUUGGCUUUGCAUUAUCUCUUCAGAAGAGCAGAAGCAAGAGAGCAGGAGGUACCUGCAAGCACUGCAAAACAGGAUGCACUAUGUAUAAAACAGUAAUAUGCUUGCUAUUAUAUAACAUGCUUUAAGUGCUUUAGAAAGGGGAUAACACUGGGGCACCCAGUACAGACAAGUGGUCAGUGUUUAGACAUUUUUUCCUAUAUAUUGGAAGAAACUAAAGACAUUUUUAAUAAUUAUGGAGACUAUUCCAAGGGCAAAGCAAGCCAAAUCAGUAAUAAGAACCUGGUAGUGGUAUACUUUUAAAUCUAAAAUGAUCAACCUUGAUUUUCAUGUAUUUCUUGCUAAAUAGAGAGGCAGUGUUGUUCAAGGUUUAGCCAAAUAUGUUGGAGGUAUUAAAGUAGUUGUUUCUUUUCUGUUUUAAUAAGUUUUACUAUUUUAAAGACAGAUAUAAUAUAAUAAAGAGUUAUAAUAAUAUUCUCCCAGGGAAAAAACAAAUUACUUCUCCAGUCUAAUACAUACAUGCGCGUGCAUGUGUGUGCACACAUAUAUAUAUAUACACACACACACACAUUUGGUGGGGAUAUGGAUAUGGAAGUAUCAGUGUGUGCAUAUCUACACUACCUGCUCUUCCCCACAGAAUACAUUUUUUUAUUUUUAUAAUUUUUAAGGGGGAUGCAUCUUUCUAAGAAAUAAGUGGUUGAUUCCUUUUCCUCCUCCAUGCAUCAGUGCUGUUUGAUAUGUUAAUUUUUUUUAAUAAUGUCAGAUGUGUCUUAGGCUCUUUUAGUUCUGUUUGUUAUUACAUGGUGGUUCAACUGCAUGGGCAGAGAGACUGACACUAACUGUUGUACUUAUUAAAAGAAAAGGAAAGAUUACUUUUCAAAUCAAUCCUAGUGGAUGAAGCGAUGAAAUCCAAAUAUGAAUAAAAGAAACAUAACCUUGCAGAA
This is a messenger RNA of Harpia harpyja (harpy eagle), 6370 nucleotides long. It is a transcript of the gene MOB3B, whose product is annotated as MOB kinase activator 3B. The transcript has 7 exons. Gene Ontology annotation, cellular component: cytoplasm; nucleus. The coding region runs from base 699 to 1349 and encodes 216 amino acids. Gene Ontology annotation, molecular function: protein kinase activator activity. Lineage: Eukaryota; Metazoa; Chordata; Aves; Accipitriformes; Accipitridae. The record is from RefSeq and is a predicted model, not a curated record. Gene Ontology annotation, biological process: positive regulation of protein phosphorylation; signal transduction.